CAUAAAUUGCCCGAUGUUUUUUCCUUGAAUUAACGUUUUACCUGUCCCUCGUGGAGCAGUUAUAUAUAUACAACUGAGUUCGAUCUCGGCGACACGCUCUUGAGGCUUAGUUGCUUCCUCCUCCUUAUCCAUGAAACAGCGCCUGAAGCAGAAAAUGAAAGCAGCAAUGGCGAGCUUCCAUCAUUCACUGCUCAUCUCCAGCUCGCACCAACCCCCACUUCCGCUCUUCUCCGAAACCUCAAUCCCCAAAUCCUCUCUGCCACUUUCGCCGCCGCCGUCGUUCUUGCUCUUGAAGCGCUCGUCUUCUUCAUCUCCAUCUCCCGCCGCCAACAGCGUCAUCCGCAUUCGCUGCUCGAGAUACGGAGAAGACGACUCGUCCCUUCUCCAAGACGAUGACGUCGACGACGCUCUCGCCCCGCGGGAGCAGACCCGACAGAGAGGCGGAGGCGGUGUCGUGGGAAGCGUGAUCCAAGAAGCUUUGUCGCGGGAAAGCGGGAACUGGGUUAUCGUGUCUUCUUGCUUAGUGGGUCUCUUGACUGGCAUUAGCGUAGUGAUAUUCAACAGUGGGGUUGACGAGAUUCGCGAUUUGUUCUGGGACGGGAUACCUUCUAGGGGAGCUUCGUGGCUCAGAGAAGAGCCCAUUGAGGCUAUCUGGACGCGGGUCAUUCUUGUCCCUGCUUGCGGUGGUCUGAUCGUGGGGGUGCUGAACGCGGUUAGGAGUGGUUUAGAAGAGGUUGGUGAGGGAGGAGAUAUAGUGAAGGUCGGAUUGAGGCCAUUCCUUAAGGCUGUGGCUGCUUGUGUUACUCUAGGUACGGGGAAUUCUCUGGGCCCGGAAGGUCCCAGUGUGGAGAUUGGAGUGUCGGUAGCGAAGGGCGUUGGCAAACUGUUUGAUAAUAGUUCACAAAGAAGGCUCUCGCUUGUGGCGGCGGGGUCUGCUGCUGGAAUUUCCUCAGGUUUUAAUGCUGCUGUUGCUGGUUGUUUUUUUGCUGUGGAGUCUGUCUUGUGGCCCUCCCCAGCAGAUUUAUCCAUGUCACUUACAAAUAACACCUCUAUGGUUAUCCUCAGUGCUGUUAUAGCUUCGAUAGUAUCAGAAGUUGGUCUUGGCUCUCAACCAGCCUUCAAAGUCCCACUAUAUGACUUCCGAUCGCCUGGGGAACUCCCAUUGUAUCUUCUAUUGGGUGCCCUAUGCGGCUUGGUUUCACUGGCAUUGUCUAGAUGUACAUCAUAUAUGUUGGUCAUUGUUGACAAUAUUCAUGAAGCCACCGGAAUGCCAAGGGCUGCCUUUCCCGUAAUGGGUGGCUUAACAGUUGGCAUAAUAGCCUUGGCAUAUCCUGAAAUACUCUACUGGGGUUUUGAGAAUGUUGACAUUUUGUUGGAAUCUGGGCCGUUUGUAAAAGGUCUAUCUGCUGAUCUAUUGCUUCAACUAGUAGCUGUUAAAAUACUAGCAACUUCUCUGUGCCGCGCUUCAGGAUUAGUAGGUGGUUUCUAUGCCCCUUCCCUCUUUAUUGGUGCAGCAACUGGGACAGCGUAUGGGAAAUUAAUUAGUUCUGCACUUUCCCAGUUGAAUCCAAUAUUCCAUCUCUCCAUUUUGGAAGUGGCAUCACCUCAAGCAUAUGGCCUGGUAGGAAUGGCUGCUACUCUGGCAGGGGUGUGUCAGGUGCCUCUUACUUCAGUUCUGUUGCUUUUUGAACUGACACAGGACUAUCGGAUAGUUCUACCGCUACUUGGGGCUGUUGGAUUGUCUUCAUGGAUUACAUCUGGACAGUCCAAAAGAAGAGAUAGCAAGGACAGUAGAAAGCUAGAUGACAAGGGUGCCACAAAAACUUACAAAGGAAAUACUCCUGUAACUUCAAAAUUUGAAACUUCCGGCAACAGAAGUGAAGUACCUUCUUCUUACACACUAGUUGAAACAACUGCAAAUGCCUAUAACCUUUGUGAUGUCGAAAGUUCGCUAUGUCUGGAGGAGCCUACUACUGGAAGUGAAGAGUUGGAAGGAAAAGUUCUGGUUGCACAGGCCAUGAGGACAAGAUAUGUCAGUGUCCAAGGAAGAACUUUGCUGUCAGAAGCUGUGAGCCUCAUGCUCGCAGAGAAGCAAUCAUGUGCAGUAAUUGUUGAUGAUGACAGAAUUUUGGUCGGGCUUCUUACGCUAGAGGACAUUCAAGGAUUCAUCAGAUCUUCUACUACCAGAAGGAAAGAACCAAAGAUAUUACAGUAUGUUGACUUUUCCUCACAGGAGCUAUUAGUAUCCGAACUGUGUUCUCUUGAGGAUGGCAAAUGUCAAGUCCCCUGGACGGCAGUUCCUAGCAUGAAUCUUCUUUAUGCUCGUACAUGUAUGAAUAGGCAUGGCUUGAGCCAUGUUCCAGUUGUUUCAGAGCAGAUCAAAGAUCAUAGAGGACACCCUGUUGGUCUUUUGGACACAGAGUGCAUCAGCCUAACUUGCAGAGUUCUGGCGAUGAAAGAAUUAUUUAAAUGACAAGUUCCACUCCUGGGAUCAGUGCUUGACAAUGAUUGUCUCCUCGUGAAAUCUUUAGAUUAUAAAGCACCUAUCAUUACAAGAUGGACAAAAGGUCAUGCAUAACGCAGCACAGGCACAGACCAGAUCCCCGUUUGAAAGCAGCAAAGCAACUUCCUAGGUAGGUUUUGCUCGAUCAACAUUAAUUGUAUCUGGCCGCUUCAAUGAGUACUUCCACCAGCUAUUUUGAAACUACCUUUGGGCCUAUAAAGCUUAGGAAGAUAACAUCCACAUCCAUCUUUAUAGAAAGGCGUGGCAAGGAGUAGUCAUAAUUCAGAAAGGGACUGUUAUGGUGCCUGAAAUUCUUUAGCAGCUUGGGUAAUUUGGAAGUUGCUGAUGUUUGGGGAGUUCGACUGUAGCGGAUGUGUUCCAGUGACAAGAACGUGCAUCUCAGACGGUUCUCUAUGCCAUAAAACCCAGGAGCCGAGGAGCAGACUACGUUGUGACAACUCCAUUUUUGAAUUGCCGCGGGCUAAUAUUAGAACUCACUUGACAGUUCUGCAAAUGAGAAAUAGAAAGACACGGACAGCUGAUACUUGACAUGAAGCUCAUUAUACUUUCCAAUCACCGAUUUUUAUUUGGGUAUUCGAUAGUGGAAACAUAAAUGCAUUUUGAACAGGCACUGUAUAUAAUCAGAACAACAAUAUGGGAAGUUUCUUGUAUAUCAUCUAAUGACGUGCUACCCGCUGGAUAAGGCAAAGUUUUCCGAC
Molecule: messenger RNA, 3222 nt
Organism: Syzygium oleosum
Lineage: Eukaryota; Viridiplantae; Streptophyta; Magnoliopsida; Myrtales; Myrtaceae
Product: chloride channel protein CLC-e
Exons: 6
Coding region: 131-2473 (780 amino acids)
Biological process (GO): chloride transport; transmembrane transport
Cellular component (GO): chloroplast thylakoid membrane
Molecular function (GO): voltage-gated chloride channel activity
Source: RefSeq, a predicted model, not a curated record